Messenger RNA from Pelagomonas calceolata, 4348 nucleotides. The record is from the annotation of a GenBank genome assembly. NCBI's taxonomy places the organism in Eukaryota, Pelagophyceae, Pelagomonadales, Pelagomonadaceae.
UCUGGUUUCGCUCUCAAGGCUUGCCACCAAGCCCAAAAGUCACUCGCAAAAUCACCCUGAUACGCCAUUGCAAUCACAGAGCCGACACUCUCAACUCGACGCAGUGAGCAGCAGCUGUAACUUGAGCUUCUUACAGGCGCACCCGCCGCAGCAGCAGGUGCUGUAGCGCCAAGUCAAAAUCCCGCCAAAGUGCUCAGCGCACUGCCGCAAAUCGCCUAGCAGUGACGCUAGCAAGCACGCAAAAGUACUCGCCGUGCAAAGCAAACACAGCUAAUCCUUAGCUAGGUAAAAAGACCAAACCACCGGGUCGCCCUUCCGCGCCGCCGAAACCGCCCGAGAAAAUCCAAAAAAACCAAGAUGGCCGCCAUCAAGGAACCGGGCCAAUUGGACGAUGAUGGUAAAGUCGACGGCUAUCCGGUAGAGGGCUUGUGUCUAGCCGUGCUAGACGACGGCCGCGCGCGGCCGGCGUGGUUGUGUAGAAAGGAGGACACGCGCCAAAGCAGCAGACUACGCGUGCUGAUUUAUGGAGAUCCAGCCGGCAAAGCGAGGCUCCUCACGUCUUCUGAAAGGGUUGACGCCCUACCCUCAACGGAUGAAGCCUUGGCGGCGCGGCUCCAGGGGGACUGGAAAAACGCGUCCGCGCAAGAACGCGAUGAGCUAUUGAGAGGCUGCGACGAGAUGGAAGCUAGACGAGCGGCCCCGCCCCAGUUCCUGGACAUGGUUACUCGGUUGAGGGCGGGCGCCAAGGGCGACGCCAAGAGCCUAGCACCGUCAUCAUCCGCAGGCAGAGAGUUCUACCCGAACCUGUUCCCGCCGCGCGUGGGCGACGCGGUCCGAGUAUUGUGGGACCAGAACCAGUGGUACGAGGCCGCGGCCGUCGAGGAGCCCGCGCUCGACGGUGCGGUGCAACCAGCUUCCGCCUACUCAUCCCCACCGGCUUCGGCGUGCUGGGCGGCCUUCGGCUGGGCGCCGCCGCCCCGAGGCGCGGCGCCGCCCAGACUACACGUGCGCUACGCCAUCGACGGGACGCGCGACGCACUGGUGUGGUGCACAUGCGGCGUCUUUUUUUCGCGUCGCGUCGACAGCGUUGGGGCGAGCACGGUGUCGCGUCGACGGCGUCGGGGCGAGCACGCGACUACCACGCGCAGGCCAGACCCAGACCACGAGGCUUUUCUCUUGGCGCCACCGCGCACGCAAGGUGCAAAUCCGCUCGAGGCUCCUAGACGGAGGGCCCAGACGCGAGAUAGAUGCCCGCCGCCCGCGCGGGACUGGCGGCCUUUGUUAACCACUGUGAGAGCGGGCUCUGGUGCGACGUUCGAGAAGGAGCCUUCUAGAGUGGUAGAGUCUGUGGCACCUUUGGACGCGUACACGGCACAGUUAGCUGAAAGACAACCAUCUAUUCCUAGACCGGCCACACCUAGUGCGACGGUACCGAGAGCGACGUCAGCAUCAUUAGCGCGAGGAACCACCAUAGCCCCCCAGGAGACCAGAGCGUGGAGAGAAGUCCUCAAAGGUAGGAGAGACGCCGUGCAAGCGGCAGAUGCUUGCAGAGCGGCAGCAGUGGUUCAAGACGAAGGGACGAAGGCGGCCAUGGAAAGACUACAAAAAGUCGACGACGCCCUGAAAGGUGUCGUCGCCCCGCUCGCCGCGUUGUUGGACGACUUCUCGGAGGACAACGGGAGCGAUCCGAACCGCACCACACCGCGAGAAAGCGACUGGCCGUGGGCCUGGGACACGAGAACGUCGGACGCGCCGAUCGGGGCCUUGCACGCGCUGGCCGAUGCCUUGGGUCCCUUGUGUCGGGCGGCGUCGACCAGGUCAGAUGCGUGUUCCUUGGAGACGUCUUUUAGACGUGAAGCUCGGAGAGCUACGUUGGCGGUCGAAUGCGUGGGGCAGCAACAUACGGUCGGCAUCAUUCCCGAGGAAUCUCAAGAUCAAAAACAGGCUUGCAGUAGCAUGAAGCGCGCCUCUGAUUUAAUAAGAGUGUGCUGGGACGCGAAAUCGGCCGAGGAGACUCUGGGACCGACGAACGACGCUCUCGCAAGAGGCUCGAACUGCUGGGCGUUCCUACCGUCGACGCGAGUGCCGGAACCCCACGCGUCUUGGUUGCGACGGGCUCGCGACGCCGCUCGCGAAGUCGUGGAGGAUAGGGACGACAGUCGGAAGCGGAAGCGUCGGGACGAUUCUCCGGAGAAGGGCCCGCGGCCGUACCGGCCGCCCGGCGCUGCUGCGAGAGCGGCCUUGGCCGGAGAUCAAGGUGUCAUGUUAUUGAGAACAGUACCAGCCCCGAUCCAGAAGUGCUUCGCCGAAGGAUUAGGUAAAGGGGCGUUAGCGAGAGCGGCGCAAGUCGUCAAUCUAACUGGAGAGGAGAACGAUAGAGCUCAUCCUCUACUAAGAGGAGAAAAGGGCGUCGUCGCAACCAGGGGAAUUGAGGCCGGCUGCGCUCUUCCUUACGCUGGAGUUAUUGCUACCGACUACGAGAUCGCCGUCUUGCUACGACGAGCUCCGAGGGCAGCAGCUAGGUGGCUCAUGUACCGCUACGAGUUCGCCCAAACUGGAUUAUCUGUGUUGCCGUACCUCGGCGUGCAGAACGUUUUUAUCUGUGUGGAAAUCAAUGUCGGGCGCCCCACGUUCCCGUGACUGCGUCUGCUCGAUGGCGUGUGGAGCUUAUCGACGCGACGGCGUUCCACUGCAUCUGCUCGAUAGCGUGGAGCUCCAGCCCAUCGACGCGACAUUGGCCCAAUAACUUCAUCUGCUCGAUGGCGCGAAGCCUCACGCCCCACGCCGUCGACGCGACGUCACGCACGACUCACGCAGGUCUCGCCGGCGCCCUUCAUCAACUGCGCGCGCGGGCCCGACGCGCGGGAAGCGUUGGUUGCGAAAUCAGCAAGAGAAGCUAGAAAUCAACCACGAACCCCAAAAGCUAAAAAAGUAAGAGGCCCCGUGAAGGGCACUCCUGGAGGCAGAAAAUGGCGCGCCUGGGGCUCGCGGCAUGUGGGGUUGCGCGUGCGAAGGACGGUCUUCGCCGAGGAUUCAUCAGCAUUGGGCACCGCCGAUGGCACAGUGGUCUCCUGGGUCGACGAGGCCGAGAGCGACUUCCGAGAUGCGUCCGGCGCCCCGGCACCUUUAUGGAGGGUCGUCUACGACGAGGGAGGGCUGUUAGGUGGCGAUAGCGAAGACCUCGAGCAGCACGAACUCCUAGCCUCGGCCAGAGCACCCGCGCUCAUAGAAGGGUCUUCAGCAAGGGGCGCAACGCAAGGAGACGACGAAAAGACGCAGCUCAAGGCGAACUGCCACUUCCGCGAGGUUACUGCGGAUGACGCGAAGCCCUCGACCAAUAAACCGCCGUCGGUCUUAGGUGUGUUCAUCGUCGCGACGAAGCCUAUCCAAGCGGGUGAACCUUUACUGGUGUCCUACGGGCGGGAGUUCUGGUCCGGCUGGGCGCAGCGCAAGGCGCGGCUCGGUGAUCUCGAGAAUGCCGCCGACCAGCUCGUGGAGGCGGCGGCAAGGUGCGCCAAGCACUACUCCGUGGACGCGCGCGCUUUGAGUACGGAACAUAUCAAAGAUGAAAGGGAUCCCGAUCCGUUACACCCGCCGGCCUCCGGGGAAUUAUGGAGGUACGUCAUCGGCGUGCCCUUCGAGUCGUGUAGGACGUCGCGCGGGUCGAUGCGCUGGCGGGGGGUGAUUGUCGGGUUGGCUACCGACGCUCCUGCGGCUCACCCGAGAUCAGGGGGCGCUCCUACCUCCGUAUCUGUGGGCCAGCGUGUUGAGGGCUACUGGCGCGGCCGUUCGCCGGCUUGGCCCGCGACGGUCGCGAAAGCGGCAUCGAGGGGCCGGACCACUUGUCUAGCUUAUGACGACGGGGGCCGCGAGGACGGCGUCGCCCUCGACCUCAUCCGUGAAAGGCGCUCGCCGGAGGCGUGGCGCGACGCAGUAAAACCUGGUCAUGUGCCCGUCGGGGCUUGGGUGCGGCGCUGCGGCGGCGGCGGUAUUUCGAAAUCUAAGCCUGACGCUACAAGGGAGGAGGGCGUCGUCAUCGCGUGCCACGAGUCGGGCGCGUUCGACGUGCGACUCGACGAUGGGGCAUUGUUGGAGAAGCGCACCACCGAACAAUGGGAGCCGUUGCUGGUGCUGCGGUACGAGGAGGGCCACGACCAGCGCGUCGUGUCGAUGGACCAGCUGCGGUUCUUGCGGCCGCGGUUCCUGGACGCGAGCACUCUGAAAGCGCCGCCGGAGCAUGCGGCCUUUGUUUCAGAGACUGAUCUCAAGAAGGUGCUGCUCGACGCGGGGCUGCGGGAUCCGCGAUCCGGGGGCCGCAGGUGAGGGCCUAGUGUAUAAGUGUUUAACA